Dreissena polymorpha is the source of this 10650-nucleotide messenger RNA. RefSeq names its product ciliogenesis and planar polarity effector 1-like. The coding region runs from base 145 to 10530 and encodes 3461 amino acids. The transcript has 50 exons. NCBI's taxonomy places the organism in Eukaryota, Metazoa, Mollusca, Bivalvia, Myida, Dreissenidae. The record is from RefSeq and is a predicted model, not a curated record.
CUGUAAACAACAAUGGCGGCGGAAAACAAGAACUGACUUGAAAUAUUUUUUGUUACAAAAAAUGCAACUCCUGUUUUGCUAAAAGACAACAAAUAAACAGUUGUUUACUGAGAUGCAGGUAAUGUUGAUGAAUUAAGCUCCAAGAUGAAGAUUGAUUUGGAGGUUUUAGCAUCAACAGAAAUAAGGCGGAAAAAACCUUGGCCUAGAAUAAUAUGGAUAGGCGAGGAACAAGAAAGUCUUCUUCUCCUAGAUGCCCCUGGAAAGAGGGUCAGUGUUCUGUAUGUGCCGUCAGGCAAAACAAAACGAAGACUUUCUAAAAUAACACCACUUGUGGAGCAAGUGAAAUGCUUCACCUCAACCAGAAACGGACGUUACCUGCUAGGCUUGUUGAACAAUGGAGAGCUGUUCAUCUGGCAUAAAGAUAAAGAUAUCUCCAAAUUCAUUGCUGGUUUUGACAGACUGGUUGAUGACUUUAGUGAAGAAAACUUCCAUAUUAACGCCUCGGAUAGCUGCUCCCACAUUUUUGUCUCCGUUGGCAACAGGCAGUUCUUCUUGUGGGCGAUGGAAAAAGGGGAGACAAUUCUGCGGGACAAGGUGACCACACUGAAAGGGACGUGGCAUGAGGUGUCAGUGCCGACGGGAAUGGAGUUACCUCCCCUCAACGCCAGGGAGACCAGCAUAGCCAGUGUGUUCUAUGAAAAUGUGAGCCUAGGCCAAUGCUUUCAAUGCUCCAUGGUAUUCAACAGUGACUGUAUUCUAUGUGUGGCAACGGUUGUGCUAAAGUUUCCAGAUCCAGCAUUGACACUGAAGUUUCCUGAUAUCGCACCUAAAAAUCUGCCAGUCUUUACUGCCGAAUGGAGCCUCCUGCAGUACCCGUUCCAGCAGAUGCAUGCAGAGUUUGAGCCCGUCUCCACACUGGGCGCCUACGUCUCUGCAUACAGCAGCAGCGGGCAGGUGCUUGCAGUGGCGGCCAAUCAGAGAUUCCCAUCUCGGACCACCAUGCUGUUUGUGUCCCCGUUGACGGACACUGUGCUGGUCGGGGGUAUGGGGAACUGCGGCGUAAGCAACGUCACCAAGACUGGCAGACAAUACUGGGUGAGUGAUCUAGCCUGGACCUCAGACAAUCUCUUCCUGGCGGGCAUUCUCAAGAACGGCAGCGUGUGUCUGAUACCAAGGCUGGGUGACCCAGUCGCCAUAGCAACCGAUGGAUGCUCCGUAACCAUGGGACCCAGCCUGUUUUUGCCACUUCACCCGGCAAUAUUUGUCAGUGGCAAUGAUGGCAACCUCGAACCAUCAGCUGAAGAAUGCGACCCCAUGAGGCAGCAGUUCUCCGUGGCGACACAUCCAUCUCUUCCAAUAGUGCUCUUCUCGGAUGGUUUCCUGGUUACUGUGGCGCAGUUGCCAGUGGAGGUGACCUCAGUGACCCUAAUGAGAGGCCUGGUUCUCGAGUCAGCCAAGUAUUUGAAGAAACUCGCUGCACAGGAGAACCUGGAUAUGACAGUGGCUGAUGCCUACAGACUGUCAAGAGGUCAAAAAGGUUCGAAGCAGAAUCUUUCUGAAGUUGCAAACAGAGAGAAGAGCGGCAAGAAACGUUAUGAAUUUGAAAUGGCAGAAGUGUCUUUGAACGCUACCAAUGAAAGUGAAGUAAGCAUUAUAGAGACCACAAACAGGUUCGGCUUUGACCAGUUUGGGGCCAUUGGUAACAUGGAGGCUGGAAAGAUUGUUUUCGGUGAGCCAGAAAUGAUUUCCAUAGAUCCAAAUGCAACAUUCAGUGGUCUAGAAGCGUCAACGUCUUUGCUUAAGUAUUUAGAAGGAGCAAUGUCUUCCUUGACCCUGGUGUGGAAACUAGGAGCCUCGUAUUCCGAGGUUUGGUCAGCAGAAGUGGACAAUGUGGUAAAGCAGGCGGUCCACAACCUCUCCAAGAUUUUCAACGUGGUUCUAGACUGCCCAGCCGUCGAUGCAAUAAUGCCGAUCCUCACACCCCGACAGAGCUCCGCCAUUCAGAAUCCUCGAGUGUACAACAUCAUAGUAGCAUACCGCAACAUUCUGCAGCUGCUACGGUUCGACACAUACAACCAACACCUGAUCCCAGCGGCCCUUAGACUGGUCCACAAGACAAUCACGCUGAUGCUGACCAGUAAAGAGUUGGAAAACACUGAUCCCAGGCUGAAAACACUCUUUGGAUGUUUCAGUCUUCUGAAGCAUGCUGAAACCAGUCUGAACCGGAUCUACGUCUGGGUGCCGUCUGAAAAUGGCGCGUCACCUUCGAGCAGUUCGCCUAGGACUUUUGAGCCCGGUGUCCUUGUAAAGAAAGAUGCAGGAAGUGGGGGCUCUGGUAAUAGGGGGCAGCUACCUGGGAAAAGACUGGCUGCCACAUGGAAGUGUCUGUACCGGCAUGUGCUGGAGUACCAGUCUAAGAUUGCGACAGACAGUGAUACCAGCGGGGAUAUCCCCCACACGGAGAAGCUUCUAGACUCCAUACAGCGCAUCUUGCAUGAUGGGGAUGAACAGAUCACUCCACGAUCUGCAGCGGCAAAACUGUCCCCAGGUGAGAAGCUGAGUGUGGAUGGUCAGCAUACACAGGCCCUGGAGGCGUGGAAGGACCAGCUGAGGCAGCUGAAAGGCAGAAAGGACAGUCCUAAGACCUCUAAGAUGCUCCACGCAGUUCUGUACACGUACCUCCUCAAGGACGACCUCCGGGCGGCGGUGGACUUCAUAGAUAGCAUCAUCCUCCAGGCUAGCGUAGACAUUGCUAUGAGCUCCCAGGAGCUGCCUGCGUAUGAGGACGGCACACGACCUCCACUCAUGACUCUUGUCACCCAUCGCUCACAGGACUCUGAGGAAGAGGAGCUGGUUCCCUGCAUAAAGAACCGAGCAAUCCGUCAGACCGUGCAGUCAAUGGCCCGCUUUAUGGCAGCCUACUUCAGCAACCAGACCAUGUUCAUCUACCCACCGCACAGCGCCCAGCCUCUACCCACAGUGCACCUCAGUCAGGUCCCUACCAAGAGUCGAAUCAUCCCCAAAUAUCACGAGGAGGUCACAAACGUAAUCACACAAGAUAAUCUCAGCAGCGUGUGGACUACGGAGCGCACAGUCGAGUACCUGCUACUUAGUGGACUGGUUUGUGAGACGGCCUGGUUUGCACACAAGAUGGGAGACUGGAAGACUGGUUACCUUCUGUCUGUGGCACAUACCAGUCACAGAGAGAUAGCACCGCAGUUGUAUAGGAAAUUUAAGAAGCCCCUUGGAUUAGGAGAGGAUCUGACCCCUGCAAGGAUCCUACAGGAGAAGCUUGCAGGGCUAAUAAGGUCCAACCGCGCUGACAGCACGCCAGCAGUCAACAAACAGCAAAGAUAUUUCAUUCCCAUCAACACAGAGACAAACAUUUCCCAGCUGACCCGGACCCUCGGUGACAUUUUUACAGCCGGAAUAGUGUCAGACGUGGAGUUAGCCCCCUGGUUUCUCGCUACGCUGAUCGCCAAACUGAAGUCAGUUGUGUGUAACCUGUCACCCCUUGUUGCUACGGAGUUCUACCUGCCUGCCCCACCGCUUUUCUGUCCACAACCAGGGGAAAUAGAAACGGGUACUGAGGCCCCUGAUGUCCAAUACGAGGGUGAGAUACGUAUGGAGAUCUCCUCCAUCAUUCAGCUGGUGCUGGUGGCUCUAAACUCCGCCCACCUCUCCCUCCCGUCAGCCAGGUGGUACAUUCAAGAGCUGUUCAAAAUGCAGGAGAGGGCAGCACAAUUCAAGGCGACAACAGAGGGUCCUUGUUUGGAGCUGCCGGAGAUUCUGCAGCAGUACAAGAUUUUCCGUUCUGAAUUUGUCGACCUGCGCCAAGUUCCCAGCGUUCAUGAGGUUCUAGACAGCUUCCGUGACUUCUGCACGAUACUCUGGCUCCUCCACGUGAGAGACAAGCUCUCACAGCAUCUGCGUAUGCGGGGAACACACCUGAAUGAAAAGGAUGGCCAGGAAAGUCCAGAAUCCACUCUAGGCAAGGAGUACAUACAGGAAUGCUUUGAACUCCUGAAGUGGGCGGUGCACAUGCUGACAUUCAGCCAGUACAUUGCUGAUGAUGGCUGCAUCCGUAAGAUCAUCCUGUCCCUCAUUCUGGAGCUUCCUGCGACGGAGGACACGGCGGACAUCUUGGCUGAACACUUCUACGCACCGCAGACUUAUGAUCCAGAGGUGCAAGAAAAGCUUGAGAGACUUGUGACCAGCUGGCAGAGCAUCGAGGUCGUGCCCGAGGACGACGGGAAGUCUGCUAGACUGGACGAAAAGGUUGUUCUCAGUGAGGAAGGGAGAAAGAGCCAGGAUAGCGAUGACGUUGAUGAAGACAGCUCCGUCAGGAAGUCCGUGACGUUCUAUCAGGCUUCCCCGCGAGCUAAGACCCUGUCGGUGUACUUCCAUAAACAGUGCGACGUUGUUCAGAAGGUGUUGAAGAAGAAACGCAAGAUUUUUGGACAGUAUGAUGAGUUUGUUUUUAGCUCAGAGGCCGAGACUGAGAGUGAGAAUGGAAGCAGCGGGAAUAUUUGUAUUGGGUCAAGGUCAUUUGAGACCAAACAGUCGUACCUGGAAUUUCUGGACAGGUUCUAUGCCAUCUGCUUCACAAAAGUGGUGGAGAGGGAAUCAGAAUCAGGGAAGGCAAAAAUGCACGCCAUCCUGCUGCCCUUCUCCAAGCAGAUCAGAGAGGCUGAAUUGGAGGCACAUCUGUCAAAGAAUGAGGAAACUUACCAGAAGAAGACAAGCUCCGUUGUUAUGGCAUCCCCUCGCGCAAAGUUCUUCCGAAGUCAGAGUGAGUCUCAAAUGUCAGAUGAAAAGGACUCCGCUUCACACCAGCAGAAAAGGAAUCUCUUUAGGAGCAACAGUUCAGGCAACAUGGCCCAGUCGCCGAAGCAAUCAGGGAUGUCAAAGUUUGUUAGUGAGGGAUCAUUGUUUGGCAAAAGUAGACCCCCAUCGUCUCCUUCAAGGGCUAAACCCAAUAUGACGGUUAUGGCCUCAAGAUUCUUCCAUUCCGAGGAGGUCUUGUAUCGAGAUGUGGCCAGUAGUGAAGAAGUUCACUGGAUUCUGGACGUAAAUUUUGGACAACGGUACCUGGCUCUGCAGCAUUUGUUGGACUACCUGCACCACUGGGCCGGGAAACAGAACUUGCUGGGGCUUCAUGGGAAGGGCAACAAAGAUCUGGGGUUAAAGCCCACUAUGCGAAUUGAGGUUCCAACUCAGCUUGUGGUGCUUGGACUGUGGCUGCUGGAGAAUAAAUAUGAUAGUGGGAAAAAGCAAAAAUACCUGGGUAAUGAUCGUCAAGAUGAAUUUGAGACAAAAGCUGAUGCUCAGGUGGAGAAUACACCAAGAACGCCGAGAGAUCGUGCAAAAAAGAAAGCUCUUCAAACGGUUGAGGAAAUAACAGAACAUGACAGCUUCACUCAGGUCUCCAACAUUCCAAGGUCAAGGUCACACAGUCCCAAAGGUCAAAGGCCAAGGUCACCAAGUCCAAAACAGGAUGCCUCAAGGUCACAGAGCGCAGGCUUUGAUAUGUCAAGGGACAGAACCCUGGACUUUGUGAGAAGCAUCACCUCAACACAAGAAGAAACAGAACAAAUGAAAACUGCUUACAAGAAGGUUCUUGAUGGUCAUCAUUUUACACAGGGAGAUGACAGUAGUUCUCUGGAGGUAAGCUCCCUUGAGGAAGAAGCUUAUGAGGCAGAUUUGAAACAGCAGCUGUCCAUUCAAAGGUCAGGGAGUGGAAGGGCAGGACGCAGUAAGAGUCUAAAACUGAAGAGUUCCCAGAGACUGGACUCGAGUCCAGAUUCCAGGAACAAUUCAGCUUUAAACCACACGCUGCAGCUCAAUGCAUCUCCAGAACGGGGCUCCCAUCCACCCAUUACGAGCACCCCAUUGAUGGGUAACAGUCCCAGCAGCAGACUACAGCGAAGUCACCAGGUGGAGUUGCAGUCAGCAGAUGUAUCCCGAGUAACCAUGCCACCUGCUUUUGGUCUCCAUGGCAACAACACGGCCCCACCCAGACCCCCUCAUUACAGGGGUGGACUUUUGGGAGGGGAUCCCGCCCACACUGCCCCCUCUGUCAUGAACGAUGUGCAGGCUGGAACGCAGGCAGGGGCAGGUAAUCCAGUCAAUGUGCAGGGAAUGGACCUGGCCCAGCAGUUACAGCUGAUCGUGAGGGGAGAACUGAGGAGAAUGAUGGAGGUGCAGCACCAGAGCAUGAUUGCAAUGAUGGGGGCCCUAGAUGGCGUUGCUCCCCCUAUUGCUAUGCAACAACUUCCAGCCAAUCAGAUGCCUGCCUAUGUUCCUAUGGAACCACCUUCAGCUAAUCAGACGCCUGCUUAUGCGUAUGAGGAGAUUCCACAGGAACAAGGUGGCAGGAGAUCUCUCAAGGGAAAGAACUCCAUUAGAAAUGUUCUUGGAGAGCUGAGAAACUUGCAAGACGAAGAAAAGAAACAAACCAAGAAAAGGUCGAGGUCUUCGCCUGGGAAGGAGAACAUGGUUGAUUCUCCGUUGAGAAUUUCUGAAUUAAGGCCACAACAGAACAUUGAGGUGUAUAGAGUUGAUGCUCCAGAUGCUGCUGGAAACUUAUAUCCACAUUUUUUACGCAUUCAAGCUGAACGAGAAAGUGAUGGUGUACGGUUUCCUCCAAUACCAAGAAAUGUGUGGGGGUCUCAGUUCAACUUUGUGCCGAGCCAAGACAUUCCAGAUAUGCCACUACUCCAAGUGGAUAGGACAGUUCCAGGGCACAAGUUCCCAGUUAGCCAGCGUAGUCAAUCCUUGCCUCGAUACAUACCAGAACCUGGAUUCUUCCAUCCUGCUCCUCCACCGCCACAGUCAAAUUUGCCUCGCCAGCCAAGUUUUCCGUUGUUUGGGACAACGGCCAGCUCAGACAGCGGCAUAGGGAUGCCGUUGCUACGGUUUCAGAAUGAGGAGGAACGACAGGGGAGAGCACCAAGGUUUGGAGAGUUACUGCCCCCUGAACAGGUCAUUGAGAGUGUGGGAGAGGCUGAGAAGAAGCUGCAGCUACGUGAGAGAUACCUACGUGAAUAUCACCAACUGCAGGCUGAAAAGGCAACACAAGAUUACAAGCGCCAUUUUGGUGAGCAUUUGUUGAAGAUGGAUCUUGAAGAGAGGCCAGACAAAUCGGGAGUCGCCUCCCCUCAGAAGGCACAGAGAACCCCGUCUCCAAGGAAAACACCUCGUACACCUAGAUCUGUCUCUGAACAAAUAUCUUCAAAAUCAUCAAAGAAAUCAAAGAAAAUGUUUGAGUUUGAACCAGAAGAUAAUUGGGAUGAUCAGCCAAUCAGUGAUGAGUUAUCUGAUGAGCAGCAGCCAAUCAGUGAAAGGCCUUCUCAGAAACAACAAAUCAGUGAGAGGCACUCUGCUAGGCAACCAAUGGGAGAGGAGGAGGGGGAGGAGUCAGAGGCUGAUGAUAUCACAGAGGCGGAGACUAUGACAGAAGAAGAGGAGGAGCCUCUGCAUGAUGGAUAUGCCAUCAAGCAAGGAGAGUUUGAGGCGUACCUUGCUCUGGAGAAUGCCCUUGCCAAGACUAAGGACACCCAUGCCAGGAUCCAGCUGAAGACUGCCCUGAGGCUACAGAGGCAGAGAAUGACCGAGAACUGGAAACGGCCCAAGGUCAAGGUUGAUUUUGCCACCAAUACAGCAGAGCAGCUCGACAUGGGUACAGACCCAGAACAUUUCCCACCUGAGCCUGCCCACGUGAGAUAUGCUGAGAAAGCAACCUCCAUUACCAAGGAUACUGGUGUAGAUCCGAUACAGGAGGCUGUGAUAGAGUACAACCAGAGUAGACAGCCCAACGUCCUCCCACCAGACAUCUACAUGGGGCUGAGAUUCAACGAGCAUGACCAGGCCUCUGCCAAGCAACAGGGUGAACGUGGACGUAGCUACCUGAAUGUGGUUGACCUCAAUGCGUCUUCUGUGCUCAAUGACCUCAGAGAGCGACCCGAGACUACUGAACCACGACUUGAUGUGUCUCUUACAGAAGAACAGAUGAGGUUGAGGAGUAGGAUUGCUCAAGAAGAGAGAGCAAGGACCUCAUAUGAGGCGCCUGUGAUUGAGCGUCCAACCCGAGCAGAUGCCCUCACUGUGAAGAUGUUUGAGACCAAAACACAUGAUGGGCAAGACAGGUUCACGAUGGCAAUUGUACCACGGGACAGCAUGCCGGAGUCCAAGUUUAUCAUUAUGCAGCGUCUGCGCGAGAUGAACUCACAGCUGGCGGCCAUUGACCACAUGUCCAACAACAUCGAACGGGAAUUCAAGAGCACCAGAUUGGCUAUACACACUCUGGAAGAGAUGACCGAAGCCAUGCAGCCCCCCAGAAAACAAGACCUUGAUGACAUUGAUGAAGAUGUCCCAGAGAGGCUUGUUGAUUCUCGGUCAGACACCCGCUCAGAGUCGCGAACUUUGACCCCUCAGCUCUCUGCCAAAUCCCCGAUCCCUAGCGUACGGACUACCGCAAGGUCAACUGGGAGGUCGAAGAAAUCGGCCCGAGAUCAAAAGAAAGAAAUGUCAGCAGAGCUUGCCAGGGUGUCAGGUCUCAGUGGUAUCAGUGACAUCAUAGGAGAGAUGGUGGCCCACGGAGAGAUUGACAUCGAGGAUGUUGGGCUGUCGAGACGCGAGGCUGAUAGACUGGUGCAACGAGGAAUCAUCAGACAAGAGCAGGCAGAAGACGCCCGUGUAAGCCUGGAUGAGAUCAAGAAAAUGGCGGACAUAGCGCACCGCGAUGGGGCCCGAGACCGUGAGGCACUAAGAGAAUGGAUGGCAACCAAGCGUAGCAAGCAGAUGGAGGAAUACAAGCGCCACCUGGAGGAAUUGAGAGAACGGGAACCGCGACCGUUCAGGCCAGCGCAUGAGAACUUUGAUCAGUCCUUCACGAUGCGAGAGCGCAAGGAGAGGGAGGAGUCUAGGAAGGAGGCACAGAGGACUUUCAUGACUAGACGUCUGGACGAGGCUCAACAUCUCCUGGGAAACAUCCUGACUGACAAGCCUGAACUGCCACAGGAACCAGCGCCCAGACCUGUUACAACCAAACAGCGCAUGUCCAGCAAGGACAGGUCACCAGCCAGCAUGAGGGACCGGAUUCCAGUGAAGGCGCAAACUGCACCUGCUAAGGAAACACCUCAAGGAAUUCUCAAAGUGCGGGAUUCAAGUCCACCAUUUACAUCUGAUUAUGAUGUGUCCAUGGAGGGCUAUGACAGCCGCGACCUUGACCUUGACUUAGAAGAAGACUGGGACAUGCAUGACCAGUUACCGCAGCAACUACAACCAAGGUCUCAAGUACCGAAGAGGGCUGCUCCUGUACCAGCCAAAAGAAUAGACGUGUCCCCUGCACGAGGUCCGGUACAGAAAGGCUCUGGAGUAGUUCCAAAGCUGAAACUGGGCCUGGAGGAUGUGGAUGAGGAGGAGCCAGUCAGAUUGCAGCAGACGGGAGAAACAACAGGUGAACUCACGGAAUACUACAAGGCUAUGCAGGAUAUGGACGUCUCAUUCAGUCAAGACAACCUUGCUAGACAACAGUCCGUAGAAGAAACAAAGGACGACAAGCCAUCUGCUACGCCGCAGAAAACUUUCAAACCAAAAUCAUUCACGGAAAUAGUUCGCCUCCAGAGACCUGAUAGGACCAGAAAACAGCCCAACAAGUUUGCUCUGAACUCUGCGGGUCGCGUGCAGUCUGUUAGCCAAUCAGAAACGUCCCGUACGUCUGUACGUACACAGACCUCACAGCGGGAACAGGAAAUGAUACGUGGUACAAAGAGGUCACCCAUGAGGAAGUCUUCAGAGACAGGUCCCAGGCGUGUGAAGACGUACGCUGAACGUCUCCAAGAAAUGAAGUCCGGGGAGAAAUUUUCCACACCUGUGGCCCCUAAAUCACAUCUGGGAUCAUCAAUUGCGAGCACCACUGCUCGCCCGACUUCCCGCCCUGUGAAGCCCAAACACAAGCCCAUGACGUAUGUGGAGCAGCUGAAGAAACUUAAUCAGCCACACCAUAAACCCAGAGUAGGUGGCCAGACAACCGUCCUACAGAAGCCUAUGAUCCGCUCUCACAAGCCCCCACACCAACCAAAGACUUACGCACAACAGCUUCAGGAGCUACAGCCUGCAAAAACAUUUUCCGGUGCACCCAUCAAGCGGCCCCACAAGACCCACGGGGCCACACGGCAGCGCCCCUACCAGGACCCUUACAGAGCGCUGGGACCCAGUGACCUUGACCAGCUGGAGACCGCCUCUAUCGUCAGUGGAUGGUCCAUGGGUGAGGACGUGAGGAACAUCUUGUAUGAUGGGGAGAGCUCCAUUGCUGUGGGUCGUUCUGCGUCCUACGCCCCGUCAGACCAGAUAUCCGACUACUAUGAUGUUGUCAUGGACAACCGCAGCCUAGGAGACGAUUACACAGCGUCUGUUGACAUUGAUGACCUGGUGCAAAUAGCUGAUGGUGGAUCCAUGUCGUCUGGAAGCAUGAUGAGCUACAUAGACUGGGACCAGGUGGACGAUCUCAUAGCAGACGUCAGAUAGACUGUGAUGCAGUUGCUGAUGUGAGAUAGACUGUAACUGUUUGUUUCUGGAUUGUGUUGCUGAAAUGUGAUUUGUUAAUUUUUUCUUAUUUAUCAAUGGUUGAAGGUGAAACCACGUAUC